AUAGAAUAACGCGUCGAGGGUGCUGGAGAACGAAACUAUACAUACUCACGAUGGGGUCCCCUGAGUGCAAGCCGUUCUACCUCGUCUUCCCAGGAAUUGAUUGACCUUCAUACAAUGUAUCGAUCUGCACUUCGCCGUUGCACUCAUCCCCGUCACCUGGCGACGCCCCUCAAGCCAUGUAAUGCGAGAGCUUCACGAAGCUACGCCUCUGCCGGCUCAGCAGCGUUCGAAUGGGAAGACCCACUGAACAGCAAAGCAUUGCUCACUGAAGAGGAGCUGGCUAUAUCCGAGACGGCCGAGAAGUAUUGCCAGGAACGAAUGCUUCCUCGUGUACUUCAGGCGUAUCGCGACGAGAAGUACGAUGCCACGAUCCUCUCGGAAAUGGGCGAGCUCGGUCUCCUCGGAGCGAACCUCGAGGGCUAUGGCUGUGCAGGUGUCAGCACCGUAGCCUCCGGCCUCAUCACACGAGCCGUCGAGCGUGUCGAUAGCGGCUACCGGUCGGGCAUGUCAGUCCAGUCUUCGCUCGUCAUGGGCGGGAUACACGAAUUUGGCACGGCCGAGCAGAAAGAGAAGUUCCUCCCAGGCAUGGCCCAAGGCAAACUGCUCGGCGCCUUUGGUUUGACCGAGCCAAACCACGGAAGCGACCCAGGCUCCAUGGAAACCACGGCACGUCCACACCCGACCAAGAAGGGCUACCUGCUCCUCAGCGGCGCCAAGACAUGGAUCACCAACAGCCCAAUCGCAGAUGUCCUCAUGGUUUGGGCCAAGUUGCAAGAGACGGGAAAGAUCAGAGGCUUUCUCGUCGAGCGCAAGGCAUGUCCCCCGGGCACCCUCGAAACACCACCCAUUAAGAACAAGAAUGGUCUUCGCGCCAGUAUUACAGGCAUGAUCCACCUCGACGACUGUCCGAUCCCUGAGGCCAACAUGUUCCCUGACGUCCAGGGUCUCACCGGGCCCUUCACCUGUCUCAACAGCGCCCGUUAUGGUAUUGCAUUUGGCACCAUGGGCGCCUUGGAAGAUUGCAUUCAACGUACUAGGACUUAUGCUCUGGAGAGGCGGCAGUUCAAGAACAAUCCCAUCGCCAAAUAUCAGCUUGUUCAGAAGAAGUUGGCCGAUGCAAUUACAGAUGCCGCCUACGGUACCCUGGCAGCCAUUCAAGUCGGAAGACUCAAGGAUGAGGGCAAGGCUACGCCAGAGAUGAUCUCAUUGAUUAAGAGGCAGAACUGCGAUAGGGCUUUGGUUAAUGCAAGAAUACUUCAGGAAGUCUUCGGUGGCAACGCUGUCAGCGAUGAGUAUGGCAUCGGAAGGCAUGUAGCCAACCUAUUUGUGACCCAAACAUAUGAAGGCCAGAGUGAUAUUCACAGCUUGAUACUGGGCCGAGCCAUCACUGGGCUGCAAGCGUUUGUGUAAUCAACAAUAUAAUAUACCGCUUCUCCUUCUGCUAAACAUUUACUACACUACCAAGCAAGCCUUUAGUCCUGGCGCGCCUUCGCAAGCUGUGGGAGCCGGGUUGUCUGAGAUUGGGUGACUUCUUCAACAACUCCUCCGCGAUGACCUUGAGGAAGUCCUCGAAUAUGUGUCCAAUGUGUCUCUGCUUGUUCCAGAAGGGUUCCCUC
Messenger RNA from Truncatella angustata, 1616 nucleotides. Its product is annotated as mitochondrial glutaryl-CoA dehydrogenase-like protein. The transcript has 3 exons. Gene Ontology annotation, molecular function: glutaryl-CoA dehydrogenase activity; flavin adenine dinucleotide binding; fatty-acyl-CoA binding. Gene Ontology annotation, biological process: fatty-acyl-CoA biosynthetic process; fatty acid beta-oxidation using acyl-CoA dehydrogenase. Gene Ontology annotation, cellular component: mitochondrial inner membrane. The coding region runs from base 115 to 1410 and encodes 431 amino acids. The record is from RefSeq and is a predicted model, not a curated record. Lineage: Eukaryota; Fungi; Ascomycota; Sordariomycetes; Amphisphaeriales; Sporocadaceae.